AUGGAGCUUAAUUCAUUUAACGUACAGAAGCACCACAAGGUGAACAGAUCAUUUUUCCCAUUUUUUUCUGAAUUCAGGUCUUCUGACCAAAUCCUCACUGUCGCUAUUGAGACAGUUUUACUUGGAAUGGUUUUACUGAUCUCCUUGUUGGCUAAUGUUUGCAUGAUUGUGCUGGUCAUAAAGGGCAAGCGGCUCGCGAAUUUUCAGUGCCUUGUACUGAACCUCUUCUUGGCAGACAUUGUGUUUGUAGGGGUCAUCGUUGUUCGUUGGACUGGAUCCUGGACCCUUGGACCGUACGUGUGUCAUUUUCUGUUCUAUGCCUUGGCCACAAGUGGUGGUGUGACCAUUAUUACCUUAGCUGCCAUUAGUGUUGAAAGAUCCAUUGCCAUUCUGAACCUGCGCCUAAAAUCUGCUCUUCAUUUCAAGUCGAUGACUGCAGUCGUGUUGACCAUUUGGUUCUUUUCGGCCUUUAUGUCCCUGCCACUAUGUAAACAUUUUCAGAUGAUGAGCAUUCAGUUUAAUGACCAGGUGUAUCAGAUUUGCAUACUGGUCUGGACAAAUAUGAUGCAAGAGCUCAUGUGGGAUGUAUUCUACAGCCUGGUUGAAUUUGCUAUUCCAGGAUUAAUUAUUGUCAUCAGUUACACAAAAAUGUUAAAGAUUAUCAAGGCUGCCAAGAGAAGACCGCAAGCCAACAGGCCGUGCUCAGCUUACCAACAGCAGAUUCCAGUUUCCAGACAGGAUUAUCAGCUUUUCCGCACUCUUCUGGUACUCAUGAUCUCCUUCUUUAUCAUGUGGACUCCAAUUUUUCUCAUUAUCUUUUUGAUUCUUGCACAGAACUUUAAGAGUGACUUGUUACUCUCAUCCACGUGGUUUUUCUGGAUUUGUGCAUUUACACUUGCCAACUCAGCCGUGAACCCUAUUUUGUAUGGUUCCACUCAGGUCAAGACCAAAAGGCAACAUGUGCUUCAUUUCUUCCAUUUAUCCCAUUUUAAAAAUCGUAGAAACUUGGCCAAAGAACACACACUAAAGAAAGCCAGAAGUCAAGAUCAGCAGACACCACCUUCUAUUAUUUGUAACUAA
Messenger RNA from Mobula hypostoma (lesser devil ray), 1080 nucleotides. RefSeq names its product free fatty acid receptor 4-like. Gene Ontology annotation, biological process: G protein-coupled receptor signaling pathway. The record is from RefSeq and is a predicted model, not a curated record. Lineage: Eukaryota; Metazoa; Chordata; Chondrichthyes; Myliobatiformes; Myliobatidae. Gene Ontology annotation, cellular component: plasma membrane. Gene Ontology annotation, molecular function: G protein-coupled receptor activity.